UCGGGCGGAAGGGGCAGGGCCUGGUCGGGGGGCGGUCGGGGUGCCCGAGCCGGCGCGGCCGCGGGGAGGGACUAGCGGCCCUGACGUGCAGGACCAUGGCUAUGACCAGCGUCAGGUUACUGGCAGGUGUCUUACGAAAGCCCGAUGCCUGGGUUGGACUCUGGGGUGUGCUCCGAGGAGCUCCGUCACUCCAACUCUGUGCCCCCUGGAACCAGUACUUGCAUUUCUCGAGUACUCAGUUCAGUGCGUCAACUUAUAAAACACUCUUCCAUCAUAUUUUCUCACUGAGGUUCUCGAGACUUUCACUAUCUCCAGAAUGCAUUUUUCCAUUCUCUGUAAGACUCAAAAGUAACCUAAGCUCGAAGAAAUCCUCGAGAAAGGCAAUGCAGAAGGUGGAAGAAGAGGACUCCGACGAAGAGAGUAGCCAGGCUGAGCCAAGAGAGCAGCAGGAGGAGCUUGAGGGCGACCCCAGUGUGGUGAGAGACUAUAAAGACUUGGAGAAAGCCGUGCAGUCCUUCCGCUACGACGUUAUCCUGAAGACGGGCUUGGACAUCGGCAGGAACAAAGUGGAAGAUGCAUUCUACAAAGGUGAACUCAGACUGAAUGGGGAAAAAUUAUGGAAGAAAAGCAGAACGGUGAAAGUGGGGGACACACUGGAUCUCCUCAUUGGGGAGGACAAAGAAGCCGAGACCGAGACAGUGAUGCGGAUUGUCCUGCAAAAAGUCUUUGAGGAGAAGACCGAGAGCGAGAAGUACAGAGUGGUGCUGCGAAGGUGGAAAAGGCUCCAGCUGUCCAAGAAGACUGGGUCUAAAUAAACAGGUGAUUUUUCCA
This is a messenger RNA of Ochotona princeps (American pika), 831 nucleotides long. It is a transcript of the gene MTRES1, whose product is annotated as mitochondrial transcription rescue factor 1. The record is from RefSeq and is a predicted model, not a curated record. Lineage: Eukaryota; Metazoa; Chordata; Mammalia; Lagomorpha; Ochotonidae. The transcript is spliced from 4 exons. Bases 96 to 815 code for a protein of 239 amino acids.